Molecule: messenger RNA, 645 nt
Organism: Anopheles nili
Lineage: Eukaryota; Metazoa; Arthropoda; Insecta; Diptera; Culicidae
Exons: 2
Coding region: 79-645 (188 amino acids)
Source: RefSeq, a predicted model, not a curated record
UCGCAUGACCAUCGCUCGUUAUCGUGCGAGUCCUGUGACAGCCUGAGCGUGCUAGCGGUGGAGCAACAGCUGCGUCAAAUGCAACAGCAACUGAACGAGAUCAGUGUGAUCCCGAUGCAGAUCCAGGCGACGCUUAGCUUCCUCACGCAAACGCUGACCAAGUUUGCGCCUCCCGAGCUGCAGCAACAGCUCCCAGAGGCUCUUCGUGCGACAUCUGCUCAAGGACAAGCGCAAGAUGUGCAUGGCGCCGACAUCGUUAUCCACGUGGAACCCUCAGGCGAGGAAGAACCAUUGGGAGAUGAUGAACAGCAGGAAGAGGACGCGAUAACGUUGAAGUCCUUGUUCGACGAGUCAGUGGUAUUGGACACGGUACCAGUACGGGAUGAAGACGAUGCUGACGCACAGUCUGAUGAGGAAGACGAAGAGCCGGAAAUUAGUGAGGAGGAACGUUCGCGCAUCGAGAAAGUCGAACGAAUCAUCAAACUUCAACAAACCUGGCCUUGGAGCCAGAAGGAAAAACCAAUUCACAAACGUUCGAAUUGCCAUCUGGUGCCGAGUGUGGCUCUGGAACGCUCGAAAAUCAAACAGUUGACGAACCUUGAGUCGUUGCCUUUCUACAAGCAUGGAUAUCUCACACGUGUCUGA